Messenger RNA from Funneliformis caledonium, 222 nucleotides. Lineage: Eukaryota; Fungi; Glomeromycota; Glomeromycetes; Glomerales; Glomeraceae. The record is from the annotation of a GenBank genome assembly.
AUGCAUUAUGAAAUAAGUAGAACUCUUAGCACUGCUACUAUUGCUAUUAAAGAUAUGGUCAAAAAUGCAGUUAAUAUAGUUAACGAGUUUAUUGAAAGUCAUCUUAAGACUACAGCUGUUGCUAUAUUUAUGGCUGGUAUAGCGAUUACUGCUAACAUUAAUAAGGCUAUUCCUUCAACUACUGCUAUUUGUAAUUGUAUUACCAAUUAUACUUAUAGAUAA